Molecule: messenger RNA, 699 nt
Organism: Naegleria gruberi
Lineage: Eukaryota; Heterolobosea; Eutetramitea; Acrasida; Naegleriidae
Exons: 1
Coding region: 1-699 (232 amino acids)
Source: RefSeq, a predicted model, not a curated record
AUGUUAAUAAUUCAGGAUGAUUUGCCAUCACCAUUUUCUGAUUUGAUGAUUAUUAGUUAUGAUGACGAUGAUGAUGAAAAUAUUAAUUCGAAUAAUAAUGGAAAAGAAAGUUUCGUAAUGCUUCAAAAGAAACUGGCAAGGCAUGUUUGUAAUGAGGGAUGUUUUGCUCAUUUGCCAGUCAUUAAUUAUAGACAUUUGUUUGUUGAUUCUCAUCAUGAGUGUUUGGAAGUUGGUCCUAGCCAUAAUCUACUUGAUGAAAAAUGUGAGAAAUCCUAUUCUAAACUGGCUAUUGAAAUUUUGGAUGAGUUUAUAAGAGAAAGCGAUUCAUUUGUUGGAAUAGUGAACAAGAUUCACUUCCUUGAACCAAACUCACUAUAUUUCAGUGAAAACAAUAUUGAUAGAUUGGAUCAAUUUACUAUCGAAUAUAGAAAAUGUGGGAAAAUAUGUCUCUACCACAAAGUGGAUUUAGAUUUUGAUAUUAUCAUUUUAUUAAUUAACAAAUUCGAAUUCCUUUACCUUGGAAAUGCCGACUCUCAAGCAUUUUAUGGAAUGCCAGGAUUGACCUAUUCGAGCUCUCAUAAUUGUGAUGAAAUGUCUUCACUUUUCCCCAAAAAGAUUGCAAAUGAUUCGUUUGAUCCUAUUCCAUUAGACAAAUUAUUACUUGAAGCAAAGAAUUAUUUUCAAUUUGUAUUAUAUUAA